AAACCGUCAAAUUUUGCACAAAACUUUGCAAUACCGUUAGUAUUCUCUAGUCCCUAAAACCGUAAGCAUCGAAAGUAAAGGCGCGCACCAUGAGACUGCCAUAUCAACUCGGAUUUCUUUUGCUGAUCCACUACCUCUUUGGCACUACGGACGCACAGCUUCGCAUUGUCGGCGGCGUGCAAACCACAAUCUCACAACGACCUCCUACGUUGGCGCUGAUGCAGUCCGGAAAAUAUUACUGCGCUGCUUCGCUGAUAACCACACAACAUGCGCUCACGGCAGCGCAUUGCCUAUACGACACUCCACGCGAGGUAAUCAUUGUCAUCGGAGGCGUUACGGAUUUACGAUAUCGUAGUAGUGGACAGCGUCGACGUGUAGAGCGUAUGUGGAUACCACGAGCUUUCAAUCCCACAACCAAAACUAGGGACGUUGGUGUGAUCAAGAUGGUCCGACCCAUGGUACUCGGUCCUAAUGUGGCAAUUAUGCCGCUUGCCACUACCAGAGCUCGAGGAGGCGCACGCAUAAAUGUCAGUGGUUGGGGAACAACAAACGAACGCCAAAAGACUGGUGUAGAUAUUUUGCGAACCGUAACUGUAUCGGUGGUGCCGCUACGCACUUGUGCUCAAAUGUAUGGAAAUUCUGCACGGUUAACAAACACAAUGAUGUGUGCCGCAAGUCGCGGCAGAGAUGCGUGCGCUGGUGACUCUGGCGGACCGGCUAUUAAUUCAAAUGGUGAACAAGUUGGAAUAGUGUCAUUUGGCAGAGGUUGUGCGCAGCCCGAAUUUCCUGGUGUCUAUACAGAUAUUCGUUCAGUUCUACCGUUCAUUAGGCGUUGUAUGGCACGUUAAGGGCGCAAAUGAAAUUUAUAAUUGCAAUAAAAUUAAGAAUAAAAUGCUAUUGAAAUGC
Messenger RNA from Zeugodacus cucurbitae (melon fly), 906 nucleotides. Its product is annotated as trypsin alpha. Gene Ontology annotation, molecular function: serine-type endopeptidase activity. Gene Ontology annotation, biological process: proteolysis. The coding region runs from base 90 to 848 and encodes 252 amino acids. NCBI's taxonomy places the organism in Eukaryota, Metazoa, Arthropoda, Insecta, Diptera, Tephritidae. The transcript has a single exon. The record is from RefSeq and is a predicted model, not a curated record.